Beta vulgaris subsp. vulgaris (sugar beet) is the source of this 875-nucleotide messenger RNA. Its product is annotated as major pollen allergen Lol p 11. The transcript has 2 exons. NCBI's taxonomy places the organism in Eukaryota, Viridiplantae, Streptophyta, Magnoliopsida, Caryophyllales, Amaranthaceae. The record is from RefSeq and is a predicted model, not a curated record. Bases 129 to 617 code for a protein of 162 amino acids.
AAUUGAGUAGUGUGUGGGACAAACAUCUACCUACACAACUAAAUUUAAUUUCUCCUUCAUCUUCACUACUCUUCUUAAAACCACUCACUUCAAGCAAACAGGAGAGAGAAAGAAGAACAAAAACAACAAUGGCGAAAAUUGCAGGAAUAUUGUUUCUACUAUGUGUGCUUCCAGUUUUAGCAAUGGCAGGUAGACCAGAGAAGAAACCAUACUGUGUUCGUGGAAAAGUUUACUGUGAUACUUGCCGCGCUGGUUUUGAAACACCCGCUUCUACUUACCUUGAAGGUGUAAAGGUGAAGUUGGAAUGCCGCCACAGGCAGACACAAGAGGUCCUCUACUCGGCUGUGGCAACCACCGAUAGGACUGGAUCUUACAAGAUUUUCGUAGAGAACGACCAGAAGGAGAAUAUUUGUGACACCAUGCUCUUGAGCAGUCCCCACAGAAGGUGCAAAUUGGCUGACCCUGGACGUGAUCGCUCCCGUGUUGUCCUCACCAGCAACAAUGGUGUUGUUUCCAAUGAUCGUUAUGCUAACAACAUGGGUUUCACUGUCGAGGAACCCAUGAGUUACUGUGCUCAGCUAAUGCAGCAAUAUCAACUCACUGAAGAUGAAGUUUAAAUUUAGAUUCGUCGUCUGAGUGUAUGUUGGUUCAGUGUUAUGGGUAUCUACAUAUAAUGCUUAUUAAUGCUUGUUGCCUAGUUAAUUAUUUUACUUAAUCUGCUUGACAACUUCUGUCAUUGGUUGUUGCUAAGAUGAGCCGCAUUUGUAUUCCUUACUAUUGGUUUAGUGAUAUGAAUGCCCUGUAUUCUGUAUUUUAGAUCUGGAACUACAUCGUACCAAGAUAUAUAGGAUUAUCGCCAAUCUUUAAACCUUCAA